Stegodyphus dumicola is the source of this 1889-nucleotide messenger RNA. Its product is annotated as sodium-dependent phosphate transport protein 1-like. The record is from RefSeq and is a predicted model, not a curated record. Gene Ontology annotation, cellular component: apical plasma membrane. Gene Ontology annotation, biological process: monoatomic anion transport; transmembrane transport. Lineage: Eukaryota; Metazoa; Arthropoda; Arachnida; Araneae; Eresidae. Gene Ontology annotation, molecular function: transmembrane transporter activity.
CUUUUAGUAUGAUGAUGUGUGCUUUGGUACCUUCACAGCAGUUAGUCCGUUAUGCUGCUUUUACGACAACAGGAAUGCAUACAGGUGCUUUCAUUACUUACGGCCUGGCGGGUAUUAUAUGCAGCACAGGUUUCCUUGGUUGGGAGUAUGUUUUCUAUAUUAGCGGAGCAUCUGGAGUUGUAUGGUGUAUUUUCUGGUUUUAUUUGCAAUGGGACCAUAAUUUUAGGUCGGCAUUCAAAAUACCAAUAUUCAUUCAAGAAGAUGUUAAGAAGCAUAGAAAACUUCCUAUUGCUUCAAUUCUCAAAUCUUAUCCAGUAUGGGCGUAUAUAGUUGUUGGAGUGGCUUCCUAUUGGUCCUACAGCUUCAAUAUUUUGAUGCUGCCCAUGUACUUCAGAACUGCUUUCGAAAUCGAAACCGAGUGGAAUGGGCUGGCUUCAUCUUAUCCAAAUCUUCUACAGGCUUUUACAUUUCUCCUCAGCAGCUUAAUGUCAGAUCGCCUUUUAGAGAAAAAGGUUGUACGAAAGAUUUCUGUUAGAAAAUUUUGCGUUGCAACAGGUUUAUCUUUAGCCGCUACUUUCAUGGUACUUUUGACCUUCAUUCUUUGUAGCCGAGCAUUAAGUACUUUGGUGAUGGUAUUUGCAUUAGGCAGCUUAGGACCUACACUUACAGCUUUAGUAAACAUUCCAGUAGAUUUAUCACCUCGUUAUUCAGGUAUCUUAUCUGGAAUUAUGAAUACCUUAGGAGCACUAACAGGAUCGCUUUUGCCUUUUAUGGUUGGGUACUUCUCAAAAUCAUCGGAUGGCAUGGAACUCUGGGGAAAAGUCUUUUAUGCCACAUGUUUCAUAAGUUUUAUCGCUGUAAUUAUUUUCCUUGCUUAUGGGUCUGCCCAGAUUCAACCUUGGGACAAUCUAAUAGAUGCAAAUCCGAGCAAUGUUCCGAAUGAAUCUGAAAGCUUAGAAGCACUUCCACCAGCCAACUGGUCUAAUGAAAGUUUGCUGUCUUCUUUGCCCGAACAGCCUCUUAAAAAAGAAGAAAGGUCUACAUCGAAGAUACCUGAAAACAUUUUUAAAGCUGACUUUGGCAAUAUAAAAAAAUAUUAACUUUCAAAAUUGAUAUUGCUUCCAUCCAAUGUUGUGGUGAACAUUCGAAAUUUCUAUAUAUGCCCGUCUCAAUAUUAUCGAGUAGACAGUGUCAAUGAAUAAUAUGUCACGAUACAGAAGAGAAAAGGAAGCAAAAGUUUUUUAUCCUUGCAAAUAUUUAAACUCCUAUACCCUUUGUAAGUAUAUUACAUUAAUUUUAGUUAAUUGACUUAUCACUACACACCGAAAACAGUUUGUUUUCUAAAUAUAAAAUUUAAUUCGUAUUAGUAUUAUUUACAGUUCAUAUCUCUUCGGUAAGUAUCCCCAAAUCUUACUUAUAGAGGGUUUCUCUCAAAGUUUUACAUGAAUGCGUAGAAAAUGACUAGAAGCUUUCUUUAAGUAUUGACCCUACACAUACACUUCCGAUUUCAGAGUCUUAUAAAAUAUAGUAGAGAAUUCUGUGAAAAGUUUCAGCAUUGUGAGUGCAUUGUUUCUGAAAAAAUAAAAUUUUAAUUUUUAUGUGGUCCUCACUGACAAAGAUUACUUUACUAAAUUUCUGUUAAUAAAACAAUCUUUCUGCUUCCAUCAGUUGAAAACAAAAGGUACCAUGACGUUAAGGGCAAAAUUCUAUCAGGUGCGUGUUUAAUAAGUAAGCCUACCCUUCUCGAAAAAAAUAAGAUGUCAAUUAUAUAUUGAACAUUGAAUGGUGAUUUGUCCAGGACGAAAAAGUAUCAAUUAAACGAGAAUUUUUUGUUCAUUAUUGUUUCUUUAAUUUGCUCUAAAACAUCUUAAAUUAUGUACACUCUUAGA